AUGCUAACGGCUUUACAGAACAAAUUGGCCAAAUAUUCCAUCGUUUUGGCCAGCACAUCUCCUCGUCGAAAAGAAAUUCUGUCUACAUGUGGAUUGAAAUUUACCACGUUAGAUUCCAAUGCACCUGAAGAUCUGAAUCCUGUGGAAUUCCCUUCGAUUAGCCUCUUUGUUGAAGCGCUAGCGAAAUUAAAAGCGGAAUAUGCGAUUAGAAGACUUACACAGUCGGCUGAUAUCAUCAUUGCGGCUGAUACAGUAGUUGCUUUCGAAGACCAGAUAUUGGGCAAGCCUGCUGACGCUGAAGAUGCUAUCAGGACUCUCACUGCGUUGUCGGGCAAAUUUCACUCCGUUUACACUGGAGUCUGUGUUGUGUGGAUGGGGAAUGAGCCUGAAUUCUGUUGUUUCAGUGAGUGCACCGAGGUCAAAAUGGCGAAGAUGAAUAAAGAAGUUGUGGAAGGAUAUGUGAAAACUGGCGAACCUCUUGACAAGGCAGGUAGCUACGGGAUCCAAGGCAUCGGUUGUAGUCUAGUCAGUGGAAUCAAAGGUGACUACUUCAACAUUGUCGGUCUACCGAUCCACAAACUCUGUGAACACAUCCACAAUAGACUCGCCAGGGAGCCAUAG
This is a messenger RNA of Rodentolepis nana, 621 nucleotides long. NCBI's taxonomy places the organism in Eukaryota, Metazoa, Platyhelminthes, Cestoda, Cyclophyllidea, Hymenolepididae. The record is from the annotation of a GenBank genome assembly.